This is a messenger RNA of Microtus ochrogaster (prairie vole), 1398 nucleotides long. Its product is annotated as vomeronasal type-2 receptor 116-like. Gene Ontology annotation, cellular component: plasma membrane. The transcript has 4 exons. Gene Ontology annotation, molecular function: G protein-coupled receptor activity. The record is from RefSeq and is a predicted model, not a curated record. Gene Ontology annotation, biological process: G protein-coupled receptor signaling pathway. Lineage: Eukaryota; Metazoa; Chordata; Mammalia; Rodentia; Cricetidae.
AUGCUUACUUUGGUUUUGUUCUUCUUGCUCCAGAACAUUUUACCUCAGGAGCCCAGUUUCAUUCAUCCCAGGUGCUUCUGGAGAAUGAAGCAGAAUGAAGAGUAUGAUGGCGACUUAUUGACAUAUUAUACCUUCAUUAUUGACCCAAUAAAUAGAACAGAUGCUGUGGAGAAUUUGGAAGGCCAUUUGCAUGAAAAAACACCAAAAGAAAACUAUCGGUUUGUAUUGGCUUUAAUUUUUUCCGUGGAUGAAGUCAACAGGGACCCUGAUCUUUUACCAAAUAUGUCUUUACUAUUUGAAAUUUUGUCAAGGGGGUGUAAGACUAUACAACAAUAUCGCAGUUGCCUUCAAUAUUAUCAUACUCACCAUAUUCAAGAUACUGAUUAUAUGUAUCCUAAUUAUCACUGUAAGAAAUUGAAGACCUGUAUAGUUAUGAUUACAGGACCAAACUCGGUAGUAUCUUCUAUGGAUGGGAAAAUCAUGGACAGCUUCCUUCCUCAGCAGUUCCUUCAGCUUACCUAUGGACCCUUCCAUCCUACCCUGAGCGAUCAUGAACAAUUUCCUUUUCUGUAUCAAAUGGCCCCUGAGGACACAUCUCUACCUCUGGCCAUGGUCUCCCUCAUACUUCACUUCAGCUGGAACUGGAUUGGGCUGACCAUCUCAGACAAUGAUCAGGGUAUCCAAUUUUUCUCAUAUUUGAGAAAAGAGAUGGAAAAAAAUAUACUCUGCUUUGCCUUUGUGAACAUGAUUCCUCUCAACAUUCAUUUGUACAUGUCAAGAGCUGACGUGUAUUAUAACCAAAUCUUGACGUCUUCAUCAAAUGUUGUUAUCAUUUAUGGUGAAACAGAUAGUACUCUAUCUGUCAGCUUUAGAAUAUGGACAUCUCUAGGUUUACAGAGAAUCUGGGUCACCACCUCACAGUUCGAUGUCACUACAAGUAAGAGUGACUUCUUGCCUGAAUUGUUCCAUGGGACUCUGGCAUUUGCACACCACCAUGCUGAGAUUUCUGGUUUUAAAAAUUUUAUCCAGACAAAGAACCCUCUCAAAUACUCAGAUGAAUACCUGGCAGGGCUGGAGUGGAUGAAAUUUAACUGUGGGAUCUCAGCUUCUAUGUGUAAGACACUGAGGAACUGCUCAUCCAACAGCUCAUUGGAAUGACAGACAGCCGACAUGGCUUUUAGUGAUGACAGCUAUGACAUAUACAAUGCUGUGUAUACUAUGGCCCAUGUCUACCAUAAGAUGCUACUUCAGCCAAUGGGCAAUCAGGAAGUACACUUGCCUAACUGCCUAAAGGUGAUAUUUCUGUUUGAUGGAGCGUUCAUCAUGAGCUAUUGUGGCCAUGAUGAAAUAACAGUUAUGGCAAUUGAUGAUUCGGAUGUCAACCCACCUGAGAAAUGA